Molecule: messenger RNA, 839 nt
Organism: Amborella trichopoda
Lineage: Eukaryota; Viridiplantae; Streptophyta; Magnoliopsida; Amborellales; Amborellaceae
Product: large ribosomal subunit protein eL20z-like
Source: RefSeq, a predicted model, not a curated record
GCUCGUAUUUUCUCUCUCCUUGCUGCUCUCUGGUCUCUCUCCUCCUUGCUCUUCUCGCUGUUCUCUCUCUACUCUCCCUGUUUUCUCUCUCUACUCAGGUUUGUUCUCCCUUUUACAGGCCGCCGGCUUCUGAGAGAUCACAUUAUUGUAUGCUCUAGUGGUUCUUAGACUGUCUAAUCGCUCGAUCAACCUUGUGACAUCUCCUGACCAGCUUUUCUUCAUUGUCAGGGAUUUCAGAGGCAGGCCUAUGCUCAUGAGUUGAGGAAAUUGACGUUGUGGGCAAUAAUUUAAACUAGUCACACAGAUGGAGCAUGGGCGAGGCAUACAGGGAAAGGCCAGUGAACAAUCCGACGAAGGGAAGUACGUCUUGCUAAGGGAUGAAGAAAACCUCCAUUCUUGCAUUUUUGAUAAGCCUCUUCCAUGCUGCGGCUGUGGGAUCGGCUGGUUCUGUUUUCUGCUAGGGUUUGCCAUUCCUUUACUGUGGUACUAUGCCACAACCCUCUACUUUGGCAACUACUACCGUAAGGACCCUAGGGAACGAGCUGGGCUUGCUGCUUGUGCCAUUGCGGCUUUGAUAUGCACAGUGGCAAUCUUAAUCACGGUAGCUUGCAUAUUUCUAUAGUUGAGAGUUUCAGUUCUAGUGUUGAGAGCCUCCGAAUUUGGAAAUCUUCAGGAAUGGAAGCGGGGAAAGGCCCCACCUAUAUUAUCAUUGUCUCAAAGGAAAAUUACAGAGAGGAGAGGAAGUAAGAAGGGCUCGUCAAAACCAUUCCAUUCAUUGUACAAAAAACACAAAACAGGAGGUUUAAAUUAUAUCAAUGCAUUUCCUCAUAGUUCCACAA